Molecule: messenger RNA, 462 nt
Organism: Protopterus annectens (West African lungfish)
Lineage: Eukaryota; Metazoa; Chordata; Ceratodontiformes; Protopteridae
Product: interferon alpha/beta receptor 1-like
Exons: 1
Coding region: 4-447 (147 amino acids)
Molecular function (GO): protein binding
Source: RefSeq, a predicted model, not a curated record
UACAUGAGUGGGCACAUGUUGUCUUGGCAGGCAGUACCUGGAUGUGAGCAUGUUAUGGUAACCAAAUGUAACUUACCUGUGGAGAUAUUUGACUACUUCAAGGAAUAUUCUAUAAGAGUAAAGGCUGACAAUGGGAGCAGAGUUUCAUUUUCAGAGAGCGUCUCAUUUGCCCCACUUUUUAAUUCUGUAGUUGAUCCUCCACCAGUAAUUUUAACAGCAAAGAGCAGUAUUAUAGAAAUCUUUAUCGCUGAUCCUGAAGAAGGGAAUGCUAAAAGGAUUUGGGAUCCUCUAGACUGUUUUUAUAUAGUUGAGUACUGGACAAAGAAUUGUGAACAGAAGAGACAAUUAUCUUCAAAGGUGCCAAAUAUAACCUUGCACGACCUAGAACCAAAGACUCAAUACUGUUUGAGAGCUAAAGUCUGUAAUACACGUUGCAGCAGAAAUUAAUACUUCAGCCCUGAU